This is a messenger RNA of Epinephelus lanceolatus (giant grouper), 3437 nucleotides long. NCBI's taxonomy places the organism in Eukaryota, Metazoa, Chordata, Actinopteri, Perciformes, Serranidae. The record is from RefSeq and is a predicted model, not a curated record.
UCGCGAGACUUGCGUGGUCCAAAGGUUUUCCACUAUGGUUUCAACUCAAGACAAACAGCUGCUCGAAAAGUUGGUUUUAACCCCAGAAAGUUGCUUCAUUCUGCCGGCAGCGAUGAAGAUGAGAGACAGCUGAUGUGCUCUGCGGAAGAUGAAGAUGAGGGCGAUGAAGCUGAGGGUGAACCACAGCCAGCUGCUGUUCCUGUCCAGAGAGGAAACAUCUGGAAACUUCCAGAGAGAGGGAGCGCUGAGAGUCGGACGACAGGAGAGAGAUCUCUGUGAGAGGUUCUGUCGGCUGAGAGGAAACCUGCUCUUCAUCCUGAAGAAACAGGGUGGUAAACUAGAGGAGGUUCUGCUGUUGGAGAGAUGUGAAGUGAUGAAGCUCCCAGGUGACGACAGACGACUGGCUGUCAUGUUUGACAGCGGUGACCCUCCGGUGUUCCUGGAGUCGAGCAGCUCUGCAGAGUGUGUGUCGUGGCUCCUCGUCCUCAGAGACGCCAACACCGAAUUGUUGAGGCGACGCAUCACACACCUCCGCACGCUCAUCAACACACACACCACCGCCGGGCAACACACACACACUGCUGCGACGUGCAGCGGGGGAGAUGAAAACCUGGAACAUGCUGGAGGUGGAGUCGUGUCUGCUUCUAAAGUCUCUCCACUGCACCUCAGUGUAGAGUUUCGAGGUGUGGUUGCCGUGGCAGCCAGCAGAGUCAAGGUACAAGUGUGUGUGAUCGACACACACACUCACACAGUCAGGAAACACUGCUGCUGCAAGAUAGUGGAGUGUCAGAGAAUAUUAAGUAGAAAGGAGCAAACAGGAAGUAAACAGGAAGGAAGAGGCUGUUUAUUUUUAUUCCUGGGGAUGCAGAGAGCGACGAUGGCGUUCAGCAAAUGUUUUUGUCCACAGGGAGAGACCAGCUCCUCUGCUGGACAGAGGAGCUCCCUGGGUUUCACCUCCUUCUCCAUCAGAGAUCUGCUCAGGUCCAAAGAGCCUCACAUCUCCCUCAGCCUCAGGACGAUGGAUGGAGUGAACGAGGUCGGGGAGGUGAAGGUGUCCUGUCUGCAGAUGGAAGGAGAAACUCCUCCCGAACACAAGUGUCCUGCGCUGUGUGACAGUCUGCACAGCUCCGUCCACAACAAAGAAAACAGUCCAAUGAUGAGAGCUGUGCUGUGUGCUCAGGUGUGUAAGGUGUACAGGUUUCAGACGGAGGAUCAAAGAUGGCUGCUGGUCCGGGAACAGAUGUCAGAGACGCCGCUGUCUUUCUAUGUACCUAAACAGCUACUGAAAGUGCUCAUACACAACCACACCAGCAGGGUCCAGGAAGUGAAGGAUCUCGGUGACCUUUCACCCCACUGGGACGGGAUCCGCCACGAUGUCAUUAACCACUGUCACCACCUGAUUGGCUGCUAUCAGGAAACGCUUGCUGAGCUCGACAAACUCUCAGCUUCGUCCUGUUUUAAGUCGAGCGGCAGUAAAUCAGACAAACACCUUCAGUUUGUUCCGACCAACCUGCACUCACAGAGGAUGGAGGUCACCAACCCGGACAGCACUGGUGUUUGGUAUGAGGUCAUAACGUUCGGUGCUCCGUCUGAUCACCACCAGGCCUUCAAACACGGAGGACUGAAGAGGCUGCUCAGCAAACACACGAACCUCAGAGACAGCUCUGUCUCGUACUCUCAGGAUGAGAGCUCCAGAGCGAAGGAGUUGCUGGCCAGCGUGGCCCAGCUGCAGCCCCUUGUCUUCGGGCUCGCUGAGGAGCUGCUGGCCGUCUCUCUGGAGCUGAACGCCGCCCGCCUGCAGCAGUUCCUGGACAGCCUGACUCAACAGACGGAGCACUUUGUUCACGCACUCAAAGACGAGCUGGUGAAGAGCGCCCUGUUGGCGAUCCACAACCAGUGCGCAGCCAGCUGCAACAGCAGCCACGUCCACAGCAACGGGCUGCUCUGUGACAACACGCCAGCCUAUCAGGAGGGGCAGGCAUCGCAGGGGCAACAGGAUGCAACAGGACGGGACGCAGAGUACGACGAGGAGGAAUGGGACAGAGCGUGGGCGAACGUCGCCAUGAGCCUCAACUGCAUCAUUGCGAUGGGCGACCGGCUGCAGGGGCGCCCUCAGGAGAUGACAUCAUCAUCAGAGCAGCAGGAAACCACAGCGGACACAAACUCUCAGAACACCGCUUCCUCCUCCUCCUCCUCCUCCUCCUCUUCCUCCUGGCAGGAGCAGCUGCUCCCCCUCGUGGUCACUCUCAGGGAUUGUGUGCGUGAGGCAGUGGGGAAGGCCCGAGCUGCCAUGACCUUUGUGGUCCUGCAGGGGGCGGUGGCCACGACCAUCGCCCAGGGACCUCUUCACAUCGUCCAGAGACGCCACGCCGUCUUCAGCCAGGCGCUGUCAGCAGUAGUGUGCGGUUUCAUGUUGAAGCUGUAUGGAGGUCUGGAGGAUGUUGACUUCCUGCAGCAGCUUCACUCUGUCGGACUGCUGGUUCAGUUCGAGGCCCUGCUCAGCACCUACGGUGAUGAGGUGGGGAUGCUGGAGGACAUGGAGGUGGGUGUGGCUGACCUGAGCAGAGUGACAUUCACUGUCACCGAGGCUAAAACAGAAGAACCGGACGACCUGCUUCCGACACUCAGUGGAGCAUGGGGCAGUUUGGUCGUCGAGGUCCCGUUGCUGCCAGAAACCUUCAGGUUGUUGCCACAGGAAGUGAAAGACGGAAGUUGGAUUCAAAUUCAUCCUGUUCUGUUUAACAUUGGAAUCAACCAACAGCAGAGCCUGGCUGAAAGGUUUGGUGACAGCUCCCUGCAGGAGAGAGUGAACCAGCAGAGCUGUGAGCGUCUCAAAGUGUACUGUCACACACUGACAGACAAAGUGCCUCACAUGGCUGGUAUCCAGUCACUGUCGGACCUGCUGUCCUCUCUGGAUCGCAGCGUGGAAACCAGGAAGAGGAAGAACGUCGAGGUUCUGUGGACCGCUGCUACGGUGUGUCGUAGGGUGAACGGUGUGCGUCUGACGAGCUGUAAGAGUGCGAAGGACCGCACGUCGAUGUCGGUGACGCUGGAGCAGUGUGCGUUACUGAGAGAGCGACACGCACUCAGCCAGCAGCACUUCAGCACGGCGCUGGACUGCAUGAGGAGGGAUGGCUGCAGGAUGGAGAACGUGCAGAAGAACGUGGGCAGCAGGAAGUUCGCCUUCAGCAGCGUUCAGCUCCUCACUUUCCCCAAACUGUACAGACCUCCAGACGGCAGCUUCGGAUAGACACACUGACACUUAGUUUUGUUUUAUACACACAUAGUUUUUUAUACGAAAAGAUUGUUUCAUCAUGUAAAGUGUAUGUUGUGUUAUACACACGUGUAAAUGUUAUGUCUGUGUUCGUGCUGUUCACUGUGACUGCAAGUGUUUGAUUUACAAACACGUCUCUGCAAUAAAUGAAUACUUGAUUUGU